Messenger RNA from Gadus chalcogrammus (walleye pollock), 3985 nucleotides. RefSeq names its product putative monooxygenase p33MONOX. The record is from RefSeq and is a predicted model, not a curated record. The coding region runs from base 636 to 1643 and encodes 335 amino acids. Gene Ontology annotation, cellular component: cytoplasm. The transcript is spliced from 8 exons. Lineage: Eukaryota; Metazoa; Chordata; Actinopteri; Gadiformes; Gadidae.
UGAAUGAAGGCAUUCGUUUCGCAUGCGUGCGCUCCUUCACCAGUGUAGCCUACCUAAGCGUGGCCCCAUACACGCACAUAAUACUUCUUAAAUACAAAAACAUUACUUGCACGGUUGAGGACACUAGCACUACAGUCUUUCUAUGCGUCUUUAUUUUGUAUUUCAUUUUUUAUUCCAGUCGUAUUCCACUUCGUUUCUUCGUUCAAUCUUUCUUUCAAUUGCUACAAUUGACAAUGUAGCAAUUGUGUACUGCAUUGGAUGCGUAUAACAGUUCUGGACACUUGGUCGUUCAAUCUUUUUUGCCCAAACUUUCACUUUUAGAAUAUCUGAUGGUGUGACGACAUCCGUCUGUACCAUCAGACUAGCUGAGUUCAUUCAAAGUCGACUGCCAGCCUCAGUGAAUAUUGACUCGCUGCUUGUUAGAGAGUAAUGGACGCUGUGACCUGUCGAAAUAUAGUUUACUUUUGUCCCACCAUACUGCGGACCCUGCGGAAAGACAUAUUACCCUGCUGCAGAGCUGGAAUCAGCUAUUAGUCACUUUGAGUGUGCCAUCUGAAGUUUGGGUCGGGACCUAGACUCUGUGGAGCUGCUGUCUGACUUUGUUUCUCGUGGAAGUACCAUCGUCUACAGGCAGAAUGUCCGCGAGACCAGGAGACCUUCCAGCGCUGGAGUCCGGCAUGCCGUCGGGGUUCUUCUACAGCCUGUCGAAUCCCAUGGGAAUGGCCCGGCGCACAUACGAUGAGAACCUGGACGUCCCCCUGAACUCCCCACCCCCGGACAUGAGUGUCAACAUCCUGUGGAAGGACCCGGUCAUUCCACGGCACAGAUUCAAGAAGCUCCCACAGGAAGGGGAAAGUCACCCCAAACCGCCAGCGCUGGAGCUUGGCGCCCCCGCUGUGGCCCCCCGGUCCCCGGCCCCCGUAGUGAGGGCCAAGGCGACGUCUCUCAUGAGCUCACUGAUGAUCAAGCAGUCCCAUGACAGCCUGCAGAGGUUCGAGCACCAGGCGGGGCUGACCGAUGACGUGUACUCCCCACACAAGGGCCUGUCUGCGGAGGAGACCCGCUCAGCCCGUCUGGCUGACGGCACUGUCCCAAAGCUGAGAAUGCCAAGCGGGGAGUUGAAAGAGGACAGACCUACGACAUCGUCUCAGUCCACCCCGUACGGCACCCCCUGUGUGACCCCGUCCGUCACCCCCUGUGUGACCCCCUGCGUUAGCCCUCACAGUUCACCCGUGACCCCUCGCAGGUCCUGGUUCGGUUCUUCCAAUCUUCUCUCCCCCCCGGAGCUCGGCAGUCACAGCCCUAGCUUUGACAUGGGAGGCAACGAGGGCGGAGGAGGUGGAGGAGGAGGUGGAGGAGUAGACAGGUGGAGCUUCUUUGGGCCGCGGCCUGUCGUGCAGAAGUCCCCCACGGACCCGGGCUCAGACAGCGGCCCUGGGUUCACGCUGCAGACCUACUUCGGCCUGCAGAAGUCCACCACCAUGGACGCCAUCAAGACCCAGGUGCACCUGAAGGUGGACGACCCGGCCACCUUCCUGCCGCCCAAGAUGGACCUCUCAGGCCUGGAGUCCCGGCACGCCACCCAGCGGCCUCACAAACUCAAACCGCGGGACAUGAAUGUGCUCACGCCCUCGGGCUUCUGAGGCCAACAAGUACCCACAUGACUCUAUUCCCCCCCCCCCCCCCCCAAGCCCAGACACACGCACGCACGUACUCACACUCACGUCUCCUCUCACUACACUCUCCCAGAGAGGUGGUAUAAGUAUUACCCCCCCUGUGCCCCUCACUGAGCCAUGCCUGGUCCUGUCCUCCACACACGACACAAGACGUUCGCCUGGACUCGUGGCUCCUGCAGCCCCAAACCACGUUUAUGAGUCCAUCUGAGGACCCCUCUUGUGUUCUUCUUUUGUUCUUGCUACAGUGUCGUAACAAACUCAAACUGCUCGUCCUAGUCUCAAUGGUGUGAAUGGGAUCGAUACGUAUCUUCUCUUGAACACCGUUGGGGUGUGUUCAACCUCACCUUGUCCUCCCCCAGCCAAACUCCCCCCCCCACCCCCUUCUUUUAUAUGCUUCAUUUAAAAACAAAAUGAAACUUAUGUCAUGACUGAUAUUGUGCCUGAGAUAGCACUAUGUAUGCUUUUGGUCGCUGUGCUGAUUUAAUUUGCCUAAUUUAUUAUGUUGUUAAUAUGUUUGUGGCCUAGGUGCUGACUGUUGGAGUGCUUUUCUUCUGACUUGCAGUCUUUUUAUCAUUUUGAAGUCAGUAGUUUACAGUGCUUGGCUUUUGAUGUUUUAUUCUGAUUUAUAUUCAAUGCGUUUCAUAAUGCCAAGCUACACCGCUGACAUGUUUUGAAGUUUGUAUUUUAUACAAUUCGAUAGACAUUAUGUGGUCAUUUUGAAUUCAAUUUUAUAUAUAUAUAUAUAUAUAUAUAAUUUUGUUUUUUUUCAAAGCACAUUUCCUCCAUGCUGUUCAAAAAAUGUAUAUGACUUAAACUCCAUAAAGGCACAAAGGAGUAUCUCCUGAUGACUUCUGUAAAUAAAUAUUGAUAGUAACGAGCUUCGCUUGCUUAUUGUUUAUCGGGUUUUGACUUGUUUUAAGUUUGACUGUUAGGAAGGAAACGGAAAUUUUUCCUUGAAGAUGCCAUGCUAAACGAUGCUAGCAUUUCUCCACUAGAUGGCAGAGCAGGUCAAAUUAUCAGCAUGUGUAAAACUGCUGUCUGACUAAGCCAUGAUGCAUUGUUAUCGAACGUGUUUUAAAUUAUGUCCCAUAAAAUGCUAUUUGUAUUGCCAAUUUACUGUUUUUUUAAAUUGGUAUAACAAACAAAUUGCAACAAUUAAGUCAUUACACGCUAUGAUUUAGUGGCUGUGAUGAAAUUCAGGAAGCAUUUCAAGUAAGGAGACGAGCAAAGAACCUGAAGUAUUUGACCUGCUAGUUUAACAGCCAUUUCCCCCAAUUACCUUUAGAUACUAAAGGCCCAUUUUAUUGUGCAUUUAGUGUCUUACCAAGACGUAAUAGCUGAAGACGAAGUUAUAUGCACAUUCUGAGGCAAGUCGUCGGAUAACGAUCGCUGAGUGAAACCCUGCACGAUCAAAGCUUUAACAAAUACCUAUCUGGUUACUUUACAGAGACUGCAUACUUUAUUGAGUUGGUACAAACAAAAUGAUCAGGCAAUUGCGUGAAGUGGUUUAGUUUCUGUUCAAUGGAAGCUUGACCCCUGCCUGACAGCAUCCUUGGCUCUCAGGGCGUUCACCCCUGACCUAGUAUUCUUUGGUGUGGUGCUCGUAAAGGGACCCACCUUCUCGCUGAGGCGAGCCCUAAUUACAGGCUGUGGGGUCAGUGUCUGGUUUUCAGGUGGUGCCCGUCAACCGAGAACGGAGUUAAAUUAGUCUGACAUCAACCAGUGGCAUUCUGUGUUGAGGCCUUUAGGGGGAUGGCACCUGGGAUAGGGAAAGAAAUGACCUAGAGAGCAAGCCAAGUGUGUGUGUCUGAGCGAUAGAGUUUGUGCCUAUUUGUUCAUGAAAGACACGCUUGUGUGUGUGUGUGUGCAUGUAUCUAGGCGAUCUAGGAUAAAGUGAUUGUGUGUGUGUGUUUGUGUUUGCUUAGGAUAGAGUUUCGGCCUGUAUCUGCACAACAUGUGUGAAUUCAAGUGUGUUGGCGCUUGUAUUUGUUUAUAUUGUUUGUGGGUGUUGGUGUCCAGGGAAUGUGUGUGUGUACGGGUCUGUCCCUCAGUAUUACAGCUAAAAGGUUUAGCACUAGAAGCCUCUGAAUACAGUCAGUGUUCAGCUGACCAAGCUGCUGGGGAUACAAACGUUUAAAUACACUAACUGGAAAACUGGGCUGUCUGGUGGUGAUUCAACAAUUGCUUCUCGCCUGAACCAAUCCCGUGUCCUCAUCGGUUGUUUCUCAGGUUUCUCAGAAACAGAGUACGUUUCUCUGUAGAAACCGCCGGAGCAGCCAGUUGUGUGACAGCACAGUUGUUGAGGGGUC